UAUCCAUUCAUUUGUGUCGUGUUUUUAUUGAAGACUUUUACUGAAGACAUCUCCGCCAUCAUCUCAUCCGCCACUUCAUCCACACCUCCAUUAUGGCCGACACUAACGCUAACGUGGAUUGUGUCACACGUUUUGGUCACUGCGACGGACACACGGACUGCACGUUCAUCGACGGCAACAAGCUGAUGACGUGUGGCGUGGACUCGGAGGUCAGGGUUUGGCCCGUAGAUGACACGGACGCCGACGACGACCAGUCGGACUCGUAUGCCGUCGAAGACAUCGCGUACGCCAUUGUGGCGAAUCUAAUCCAAUGCCAUGUCUUCGGCACGCAGUCCACAGAGUUCUUCAUCGCCUGUGACUCUAAUGCCGUGAAAUCCUAUUCAGUGAGCGAUGGAGAGAACGAGAGGACUGUCUGUCGGUUCACCACAAAUGCCACUCAUCUGGACAUCAGUUCCGACGGACAGCUGUUGGCGGCGUCGGCGGCUGAUUUUACGCUUAAACUCAUUGAUCUCGAGAAUAAGGACCAAAAGACUUUCGACGGACACUCAGCGCCGGUACUCAGUGUGGCGUUGGAUCCCAAGCGCCAGUACUUGGCGUCGGCCGCAUGUGACGGAACCGUUCGCGUCUGGAAUACAGAUAAUCAGAAUUGUGUCCACUUUUGGUCCGACUGUUGGCCCAAAAGCAAUGACUUCGAGAACUCCAAGACGUUGGGCCGCAUCUGUUGGGAGCCAAUCAGCGGCCAGUGGAUAGCCGUUCCCCGAAUGGAUCGCAUCGAUGUCUACCGUCGAGACACGUGGGAUCUGAUGUCCACUUUCAGACACGACAGACUCACGCAGAUAUCGAUUGUCACGUAUUCGGCGGACGGGAACUACUUGGCUGUCGGUACCGGCGAUGGCGUUGUCAUGAUAUGGGACUCUAAGGGCGCCGCCGACGCGGAACCGAUCGCGAAGUUCUUUCACAACAAGUCUUUGCGGAUAACAUCACUGAAAUGGAACCCAAAGUCUGCCAAACAGUUGUGUUUUUGUGAUAUCAGCGGACAGUUCAGUGUCUUAAACGUCCAGAAUUUGGUGGCGAAGUCUGCAGACAAUCGGUUGGCUCUGAGUCAGGAAGUGGUGAACGACAUGUUCGCCGAUCUGUCGGACGACGACUUCGGCGCCGAUGAGGACCUGACGGACGGCGCGAACCUCAAGACAAGGACCGUAAGCCUGGAUCUGCCGAAAGUUGAAUACAAUCCCAAAUUCAAGCAAACCAUUGAAGACCGGAGGGAACGGGCGGUCGAUGACACCGGUGCCGCAGAUGAGGACAAUAUGAACGCCGAGGAGGACAACGAGUUCGACAUCGGAGCCAUUAAAUCGCGAUACGAGUCCCAGAUAUUCGGUGAAACGGGUGAUCCACACGGGUCUCAGAGUCGGGCUGAGGGUCGACCCCAUUCUCGACAAAGCGGUGGUCAGCCAGUGGUGGACGUGAAGGACGACGACACCGCCGCCGAUGAGGAACCGCCGGAACCGUUGCCCAUCAGACAAGAGCCGUUCCAAUCGGGCUCAACGCCCAUACACUUCGAGCAGAGGUUUAUGGUGUGGAAUUCGGUGGGAAUCGUCCGGUGCUAUAACACCGACGCCGACAACUCGGUGGACGUGGAGUUUCACGACCAGACGUACCACCACUCCAUCCAUUUGCCGAACGUCCAGAACUACACCGUCGCUGACCUGUCAUCGGAGGCACUGGUGUUGGCCACGAAUGGCACCGACGAGUCGGCCACUUGUGGUAAACUCUUUUGCAUGCUUUUCAACAUAUGGGACGCCACUAAGGAAUGGCAGAUCGAGAUGAACGCCGGCGAGUACAUCGAAUCGGUGGCUACCGGUGCCGGCUUCGUAGCCGUGGCCACCGACCGGCGCUUUGUGCGCAUUCUGACCACCGGUGGUAUUCAGACAAACAUCAUAUCCAUCGCUGGACGGGUGGUCUGUAUGGCGGCGUUCGAGCGCUUACUGAUGAUUAUAUACCACUCGGCGGGAGGUGUGCCCGAAGAGCAGAGUCUGGCGAUGUAUGUGUUGAGGAUAGAGCACAAGCCUAUUGCCAAACACCCGGUGCCCAAUCCAGUGCCCGUAGCGCUGAGUCCCAAGUGUGAGGUCUCGUGGGCCGGCUUUACCGACGAGGGGACGCCAUGUGUGGCCGAUUUGGACGGUAUUAUCCGUAUUUACAACACCGGUGUCGGCAAUACGUGGGUUCCGAUCGCAUCCACUAAAGACCACGCAAAGGGAAAGUCCGACAACUUUUUCGUGAUUGGUUUGAGUGAAAUCCAGAACCAGAUUCGCUGCAUAUUCUGUAAGGGCACCCGAUUUCCGGCUACCGUUCCCAAGCCGUCGGUCACUCUAUUGCCACUUCAGAUGCCGUUGUGUGAGAUGUUUACCUCCAAAGGCAAACAUGAAGAGGAACACAUCCGAAGCCAACUGUUGUCAUCGCUUCUCAAGCGGUUAUCCAAAGACGGCUUUGACGUGGACUCGAAUCUCGAGGAAUGUAACAAAACUGCCAUCAAUUCACUCAUCAAACUGUUUGCCAUGGCAUUGGGAGCGGACAGGGAAUCGCUAGCCGUGGAGAUCAGUCACCUGAUGCCCAACAAGAGGGCAGUGGAGGGCGCCAUCAAAUUCGCCGAACGCCAGAAGCGCCGCACUUUGGCUCAAAAGUUGGCCGAAAUUGCGGAACAAAAACUCGCCGAAGAGUUGAACCAAUUGUCGGACGAAGACGUGGAAGUGAUCGACGAGACGAGCGAAAUGCCGUCCAAACUGCGGAUCCGCUCCAUCGAAGACCGGCAAACGGCUAAUGAGUUUCAAUUGAAGCCCAAACCCAUGCGGAAGGGGUCGGCCGUCGCGGAGGAACAGGAGUCGGAGAGCGAUAGCGAAUCCAUUGUCAACACGAAUGCCAUCGAAACCGCUGAAGACAUCUAUAGCGACGACAACUCCAACUCGAAUAGCGUUUCGCUGAAACCGAAAGCCGUUUCCAUUACUAGAGAGCAGUCGCGGGGAAAUCCGUUUAAAGUGACACAAAACACGCGAAAUAAACGCAAAAAAGGCGGCGAAUCGAGCGAUGAGGACGACGGCGAUGGGGACGACACGUGCGACGGACAGGCCUUCAGAAACUAUUACAAACACAUGAAACAAAUCAUUAGAGACGACAACUCGGACGUCGAGGACGAGGAGGAAGUCAUUACCAUCGCUAAGGACCGGUUCCGCGAACUCGACCGCACGGAACGGCAGGGCUGGGCCUCGGGGGGCGGCCCCAGAGCUCAACCCAAAAAGCAACGCAAAGGGAAAGCCGACAAAACGGACCCCAAAACCAUCACAAACAAGGAGAACGCGAGCAACAAAAAAAUCACAAACUUUUUCACCAAAAAUUAA
This is a messenger RNA of Oppiella nova, 3392 nucleotides long. NCBI's taxonomy places the organism in Eukaryota, Metazoa, Arthropoda, Arachnida, Sarcoptiformes, Oppiidae. The record is from the annotation of a GenBank genome assembly.